AAAAUUUGAGUUUUUUAGACGACCUCUUCUUGGUUUGUGUUAGGAGAGACUCUCUCAGACUAAUUCAUAAAAUAAUUGAAGAAGCAACUUUUUUUUCUAUCCUCUCUUUGUCCAAUUGUAGGUAAAUCGGUUGACUCAUAAACCGAGUCAUCGACUCGUCAGAACCAUAAAAAAAAGGCGAUUCCAAUUCGACGAAUCUCACGAGUUCCACUUUUUUGUUUUUUUUUUUUUUUAGUAAAGUCGCUUUUGCACUAUGGAGAAGAAUUGAACAAAUGCUUAUUAGAGAGUGAGAGACCCAAAAAAAAAAAAAAAAAGGGAGAAAGAUUUAAUAUGGGAGAAAUCGGCGGAGAAGAACUGGUCUUAGAUGUGGAUGAGACGAUCUUCGUAGCGGUGGCGGAAGAUGUGGAGAGGAGCAAAACCACUGUGCUAUGGGCGGCGCGUAAUUUCUCCGGCAAGAAGAUUUGCUUGCUUUAUGUUCAUCGAACUGCUCGCGCUGCCUCCUGGACGCACAAGAAACUUGUUGGUGGUAGCUUUAAAAAGCAUGAUGUUAAGGUGAUUGAGCGUGUUGAGAAACCCAAAGUGGAUGAGCUUAUGAAUUCUUAUCUCCAACUCUUAUCUGAAACUGAGAUUCAAACAGGUAAACUUUGCAUUGCGGGCCAAAAUAUCGAGGAAGGUAUCGUAGACCUAAUUGCUCGGCACAAAAUUAAGUGGUUAGUGAUGGGAGCGGCAUCAGAUAAGCAUUACUCAUGGAAAAUGACGGAUCUAAAGUCCAAGAAAGCUAUGUUCGUUUGCAAAAAAGCUCAUGAUGCCUGCCAUAUCUGGUUUCUGUGUAAAGGUUACCUUAUUUUUACAAGGGCGUCACAUGAGGAUAGUAAUAACAGACAAACAAUGCCGCCCCUGGUACAGCUGGAUUCAGAUACUGAGACAAGGAAAUCAGAAAAAUUGGAAUCCUCUUAUAUGAGGAGAAGAUUAAGAUUUUGGCGUAGCCUCCUUGAACAAGAUGGUGAUAAAGACACAGGUCAACUGGAGAGAGAGAAAGUAGAACCAAGACCACUUCCUCAUUUUUCUUCAGGUUCAAGUUCUUCCAUCGGAGAGCCGGUUGGUCCAGAGCCGGUUAGCCCAGAAUUGGCUGACACAGAUACAUUAAGUACCUCAAAUGUUGAGGAAAAAGAGCGUGAAGGGGAUGUAGCCCGCAAAGUUCAUAGGUAUGACAAAUCCAUGCAUGAUAUUGGCCAAUCAGAGAGAACGGUCUAUGGGGAAGAUGGCAACAAAUGGAAAGAGGAUGCCUGUACAACAGAGGCUUUAUGCAAGGCUAAAGCCUUGGAAGGCUUAUGUAUCAAGGAGUCUAGCCAAAGAAAGAAAUUGGAAGAAUUUCGGGAAAAAGAAAAGCGUGAAGUAAAAAUGGUAAUAGAGCAGAACAACGGAUUCAUGAAACAACUUCAAAUGGUUCAGGGUCAAAAUCUUAAGUUAGGGAACCAGAUAACGAAACUUCGAGACUUGGAAAGAGAACAUGGUGAGAAAUUUGAUACAGCUAUGGAGCUCUUGAAAAGUUUUAGGCAGAAAAGGGAUGAGAUCCGGAUCGAUCAUGAGAACGCAGUAAAGGAAGUGAAUGCACUGAGAAGACUUAUUAAAGGAGAUACUGGAGAGUCUUCAGGGUCAGAAAUGCUCGAGUACUCUUUUCUGGAAAUCAAUGAGGCUACUAACGAAUUUGAUCAAUCCUGGAAACUUGGAGAAGGCAGAUAUGGAAGUGUCUACAAAGGGAAUCUUCAACAUCUUCAAGUUGCUGUGAAGAUGUUACCCUCAUAUGGAUCCCUGAAUCACUUUGAGUUCGAGCGUCAGGUGGAAAUUUUAAGCAGGGUAAGGCAUCCAAAUCUGGUAACGCUGAUGGGUGCUUGUCCAGAGUCUCGGUCUCUCAUUUAUCAAUAUAUUCCUAACGGAAGCCUAGAAGACUGCUUUGCAUCUGAGAACAACGUUCCUGCACUUUCAUGGGAAUCUCGGAUCAGGAUUGCCUCUGAGAUAUGCUCUGCCCUCCUGUUUCUUCAUUCAAACAUUCCUUGCAUCAUUCAUGGAAACUUAAAACCGUCUAAGAUUCUCCUGGAUUCCAAUCUCGUCACCAAGAUCAACGACUAUGGGGUUUCUCAGCUGAUUCCGCUUGAUGGAUUCGACAAAACUGAUCCUCACGUAGAUCCACAUUACUUUGUUUCCAGGGAAAUGACUCUGGAAUCAGAUAUAUACGCGUUUGGGAUCAUUCUCCUUCAACUUCUCACCAGAAGACCUGUUUCUGGCAUACUGAGAGACGUCAAAUGCGCUGUGGAGAACGAUAACAUCAGUGCAGUUCUGGAUAAGUCAGCAGGAGACUGGCCAAUCGCACGAGGCAAAAAGCUAGCUAAUAUAGCUAUCCGUUGCUGUAAGAAAAACCCAAUGAAUCGACCAGACUUAGCAGUGGUUCUACGGUUUAUAGAUCGAAUGAAGGCACCAGAAGUUCCUUCAUCAGAAACAUCAUACUCUGACCCAAAAGUUCCACGCAAGCCUCCUUCUCAUUACCUCUGCCCCAUUUUUCAGGAAGUGAUGAAAGAUCCAUUGAUAGCAGCAGAUGGGUUCACUUACGAAGCAGAAGCGAUAAGAGAAUGGUUAGCGAACGGGCACGAUACGUCACCGAUGACAAACCUGAAGAUGGAAGAUUGCAAUCUCAUACCUAAUCACGCUCUUCAUCUAGCUAUCCAAGAUUGGCAAAACCAAUGGUGAUUUACUUCUUUGCCUUCUUUCUCAGACGCAAAUAUUGCUGCAGGCAUUAUUAUUAACAACUCCCAAUUUUUUUAGAUUGUCACUGUGUAAAGUCACCCCCAAACGUAUGGAAUAUAUAUAUGUCGCAGUUAUAUAAUACAAAAGGAAGCUUACUGUAAUCAUAUUUAAAGUUCUUACUUCUUA
Camelina sativa (false flax) is the source of this 2928-nucleotide messenger RNA. Its product is annotated as U-box domain-containing protein 32. Lineage: Eukaryota; Viridiplantae; Streptophyta; Magnoliopsida; Brassicales; Brassicaceae. Gene Ontology annotation, molecular function: ATP binding; protein kinase activity; ubiquitin-protein transferase activity. The record is from RefSeq and is a predicted model, not a curated record. Gene Ontology annotation, biological process: protein phosphorylation; protein ubiquitination.